AUGGACGCUCCCAUCGAAAUUAAGUCUCUUGUGCAGCAACCUCCCUUCAAGACUGAAGGGACAGAAGUGCGGAUACAAGUCCCGGCACUCGAUAUUCCGUUGGAUGAUGACAACCGACCGAAUUUAAAGCACGAGAACGGUCGUCUGCGUGUUUCAGUGGACGUCGGGGCUGACGGUCUUAACGUCAUCUCCCCAUUCCCGACACCAACUCCUGUCCCUUUAGAUGUUAAGCUGGUGGCACAAAGUCACCCGGACGACAAGGAACUCGACGGUCUACUGCCCCCUGGGUCGCAAUGCUCAUUUACGCCCAAUGAGGCACCCUUGACGCACGUUAACCUUGACGGUUCUAAGAAGAGGAAAGACGUUGACCCUGGUGCUAUCAUCUUUGAUAGCGACGAUCGUAUUUUGUUCCAGGACACCAGGUAUCCAUGGGGUAUCGUUGGCAAGGUUCGCACCGCGGGCGGCUGGGGGUCCGGGGUGAUGAUUGGGCCUCGCCACGUCCUGACUGCAAGCAGCAUUAUCAAUUGGAAUUCUGAUGGCCGAGGUACCAUCGGAUGGGCCACAUUCACUCCGGGCUAUUACGAUGGUCAAGGGCCGUGGGGUACCUUUGCCGUCACCGAUAUCGUGUAUUACGAGAAGGUGUCAGGCGACGUGACCGAUCAGGAGACCGCGUUCGACUAUGUUGUCUUGGUCUUUGGACCGCCCAUCGGUAACAGCAUCGGAUACGCUGGGAUUAAAAUUUAUGAAGGUGCCUGGAACAAACUUCCAUCUUGGCAAUGCGUUGGUUACGCUCAGGAUCGUGCCAGAGGAGAGCGUCCCCUAUACCAGGGCGGUGCCGUAAUCUCCAGCUUGCAAUCCUUUACUCUCAACGGCAACACCGGUUAUGUACUUGGCCAUUUCAAUGAUUUUACCCCCGGAAUGGGUGGCGCGCCAGCCUGGGGCUUUUUCAGGGACUCGGCCGGGCCGAAAGUCGUCGGUGUGGGCAGCACCAUCGGCAGCACGGCUGUCGAACGGCCCUCAGGCUCUACAAAUGGCGAUAAUGAAUACGCUGGGGGGCCUGCACUGAACAGGCUUGUAUCGCAAGCACGAACAAAGUACCCGUAA
Molecule: messenger RNA, 1104 nt
Organism: Penicillium argentinense
Lineage: Eukaryota; Fungi; Ascomycota; Eurotiomycetes; Eurotiales; Aspergillaceae
Product: trypsin-like serine peptidase
Exons: 1
Coding region: 1-1104 (367 amino acids)
Source: RefSeq, a predicted model, not a curated record